This is a messenger RNA of Haemonchus placei, 294 nucleotides long. The record is from the annotation of a GenBank genome assembly. NCBI's taxonomy places the organism in Eukaryota, Metazoa, Nematoda, Chromadorea, Rhabditida, Trichostrongylidae.
AUGCGCUGUCCUUUCCAAUUGGAUGUAUAUUGUAGUCGUGGCAGGACUCCUCUUAUGGUCGCUGCCUACAACCAAUCCCUUCCUGUACUUACCUUGCUGUUGGACGCUGGUGCGGAUGUCAAUUUGCCGUUGGCGAUCCUGGAUUCAGAAACUUGCGAAGAAGCUCGAUGUAUUGGUUCUGGUGCUUUGGUAGAGGCAACUCGGUCCGACGCAGUUCAUAUCGUGCAUUUUCUUCACGAUCGAGGAGCACUCGACACCGAUAAUCGAGCAUUACGUCUUGCUGCUAAGGUUUGA